Suillus subalutaceus is the source of this 1212-nucleotide messenger RNA. RefSeq names its product phosphoglycerate mutase-like protein. Bases 1 to 1212 code for a protein of 403 amino acids. Lineage: Eukaryota; Fungi; Basidiomycota; Agaricomycetes; Boletales; Suillaceae. The transcript has 8 exons. The record is from RefSeq and is a predicted model, not a curated record.
AUGGUCAAUACUACUACCGUAGCGGGACUCGUCGGUGUUGUUCUUUUGGUCCGUCACGGCGACAGCACGACAUACUACCAAGACCCAAAUACAUACAACUCCACCCAAUCAUACAUUACCCCUCUUGGGGAGCAACAAGAAUAUGAACUCGGAAGCUUCCUUCGUAGUACAUAUCUCAAUCCCGAUUCGCCGUCUUUCAUCCAGAAUAUCAGCACUGAGGUGGUAAACGUCGAUCAGCUGGCAGUCCGUGCAGACGCCGGUGGAGGAAAUGGCAUCCUGAACUCCGCGUAUGCUCUGCUUCAGGGUCUCUACCCAGCGACACGACAGUCAGAGAUAACUUUGGCGAAUGGUACAAAUGUCCUCCCUCCUCUUGGGGGAUACCAAUAUGUUCCAGGCAAGUCAGUCACAGCUACUCUGCAAUCUUUGGAGUAUUGGCAGAGUCCGUCUCUCACGAGCUGGAUGGAGUGCGAGUAUUUCCAAGAUCAUCUAAUCCGACUUUACGCUUCGACUUCAUUCAUAAACAUGUCCACCACUGCCGCGCCCUUCCUGACUGCAUUAAAGCCUUACUUGGGGGGCGUCAGUAACAACUUCACGAACAUGAUAUACGACCAUGUCAAUUUCCAGUACACUUAUAAUAAGACCUAUUACGAGACCCUACCUCCCACUUUCCUCGAGCAAGCUCGCUAUUAUGCCGAUUUUGUCCAACGCAAUGUCUUCACCGAUUCUACGCCAAGUAGCAUCGGACAAGUUGCCAUUCGCACACUCUUCCCGGAGAUCUUCUGGGCUUUGGGCAACAUGACAUUGGCAUCCAACAAAGUCAAGAUGAAUAUUCAGGAAGUCGAUUACAAGCCAUUCAUCAGUCUGUUUAACGUCACCAACGCUACCCUGACUAAUCCCAACAUUGGUGGUAUCCCCAACGAUGCUUCUGUCGUUGCCCUCGAGUUGUCAAAGAACUCACAGGGUCAGUACGAGAUCGGCAUGAAGUUCAAGAACGGCACUGAGGAUAGUCAAUUCACUCAACUUGAGAUAUUCGGCAACACAAGCAUCGCCCUUAACAGUUUCACGCAAACACUUAUUGACACUACGAUUCCGAUCAACUCUACUAAUAACUGGUGCUUCUCCUGCAAUCAGACUAUCGAGCGCGGAUGCUCUGUCUUUAACUACAGUAACGACCCCUUCUUGAAUGGUGUUGGUACUGGUUAUACGGGCUAG